Molecule: messenger RNA, 2826 nt
Organism: Crotalus tigris (Tiger rattlesnake)
Lineage: Eukaryota; Metazoa; Chordata; Lepidosauria; Squamata; Viperidae
Gene: TMEM171
Product: transmembrane protein 171
Exons: 4
Coding region: 390-1160 (256 amino acids)
Source: RefSeq, a predicted model, not a curated record
AAGAGGCCGCGAGAGCCCGAUUUCUAUCGUUUCCGCGGCUCCCUCUGGGCCCGCCUGUUUGGGAAGGAGCUUCGCCCCAGAGGGCGCGCGCGAUUUGCUCUCCCGGCGCGGCUUGUCGACUCGACUGGGGAAAAGAUUCGGCAGCGGCUGCAGAGGAAGGAGCCAAGUGGGGAGGAAAACCGCGGGAGCGUUGCGGCUCAAGGUCACUCCGGGCGUCAGCAAACCGGCACCCACAGCCCGAGGAAAACGCUGAACCUCCCGGACCCCCGACCCAGAGCCCGUCGAGAAAGGAAGAGGCUCUCCGGUGUAAGGCCUACCGAAGAGUUAUGUCAUUCUGAUUUUAUAGAAGAAAACAUAUUCUAUUUCAGUUUGGAGGAUUUCAUAUAAUAAUGUAUUCAAUUCCUCGCUCCCUUUCUGGAAUGGAAGGAGAUAAUGGACAUCCUAGGAAAUUUAUCUCUUUCCUUUUUAUUUUUGGCAUUACAUUGUUAUGUGCUGGAUUUUUGCUAUCAAUGUUUGUUUUGCAAACAUGUCCAAGUGGAGCCUUUGGUGACUGUAAAGGAGCUUUCAAAAUCAUUGGGCCUUUGCUUGCAGUUGUUGGACUAGUUUGUAUAAUUUUGGCACAAUCAAGAGCCAAAGAUUAUCUCAGAGAUGUGCAAUUGCAAGAUGAUCAGGUAUAUAGAUUUGUUUUUUGUCGAGGAAAUUGUCAGUUUGCUCAAUUCCUCGUCUUUGGGUUUUUAUUUUUAACAAGUGGGAUGCUUAUUAGUGUCCUUGGCAUAUGGAUUCCGGGAUGCAGUCAAGGAUGGCGCUAUCAGCAGUUUAACCAUAGCAAUACAUCUGGUAUUGAACUCCAGGACUGUGGAUUUCAUUCUGUUCAAACUAUGGGCCCUUUAAUUGUGCUUAUUGGAUUAUGCUUCUUUGUGAUAGCUCACAUUAAAAAGAAACAAAACUUAAACCUCAUCCAAGAAUCUUCAGUCAGUGAAGAACAACUGAAUUCUGAAUCAUUUCAAGUUACAGUAGGAGAUACUGUAAUGAUGUUUCCACCACCCCCACCACCUUAUUUUUCUGAUUGUUCACUGCAGACCAUAACUCCUAGCUUGGUAACAAGCGAACUUGUUUUAAAUGAAAAUCCUCCACCAUAUCACAGUAUUUUUAUUAAUUGAGCAUUGAGUGAAUAAGAAGCCUACAGAGAGAAUGAGUUCCACAGUAUCAGGAAACAGUUUGCCUUCUAAAACUUAAUCAGUUCAUUGUCAUUCCUCUGAGUCAUCUCAGAAUUACAAAGCAAAAGAAGCAGUUGUAAAUAAUGAAUGUGUCUUAUUUCCCUUCCAUAACUCAGCUAAUCCAUUACCAUCUGCUUAUCACUAAAUAUAAGAAAUUUUCAGAGCUGAAGCAGAAAGACGGGAAGGAACAGGGAUAAACAAAGACAAGACAAGAAAAGAACUACGGCAGGCAUGUCAAACUCGCGACAUCACAUGACGUCGCGCAACGUAUCAUGACUUUUUCCCCAUUGCCGGCAAUGGGGUGUGUACGGUUUCAGUAUGAUGCAUCUGGCCCACGGGCCGGCAGUUUGACAUGCCUGAACUACAGGAAUUCCAGAUAAAAAUAAGAUGAAAGGAGGAUGAAAAAGGCCACACCUGCAUUUCCUCAACCCAUUAAAGAGAGCAGUAGGUUGUACAUUAGGGAUGUGCAACCUUUUUCAACUCAAAGGCUUCCUCCAGGCAUAAAAAAUAUUUGGGGGGUAUUACAAAGAAAGUAGCCAGAACAUGGAUGGGGGAAAUGGGCUUGCCCAGAAACAAGUGGCUAUAUUUAUUUCCUACACAACAAAGGAAAUGUUAGUGAUUGUUAGUGUAAAAUAAGUUGAUUCCCUUACCUGUAAUAUACUUUGCCAUCCAGGCCACUUCUAUAGCAAAUGUAUAUCUGUUAACCUGCACAUCCAUUUUUCUUAUUGGUCCUAUUGCAGGGAUAGUAGCAGCAGCAGCAGCAGCACAAUUUCAUGAAGGCUGCUUGAAAUCCAGACGAUAUGCUGAAAGAUGCUUUGACAUCUUGAGUUAAAAAAAAAAAAAGGAACCAGGAAGUUGGCUGAACACCCUGCCUGAAGUAGGAAGCCAGAAUGAGUAAAAAAAAAAAAAAAAGGACAACGGCGGUUUUACAGGCUUAUUUGCUGGUGUUAGAAUCCAGCAGUUCAUCAGUGUUAGAAAGGUCAGGAGAGUAUAAAACUAUGCAGAUGUUUUCAUUUGCUGAGUGAGCAGGAAAGAACUUGCAAACAAGUGAGUUGGAAGCUUUGCUACCAUAAAAGUCACUUGACUGCUCACUAAGCAGCCAGAAAGAGACAUUACUCUAUGGAAGGUCAGGAAGAAGAGGUAGCAGCCGUGGGAGGUGUGUCUUGUGAUGCUUCUUAGAGAGAUUGGUACUUCAUGGGCUUGGCCACAGUCGAGAAUUAGGAAAUGAGGGAACAUAUUGUGACUUCUUGGUUCGCUGUGCUGUGCUGUGCUUCAAAGGUCUGGCCUUCUGCAAAGAGAGGGCACAGAAAAAGGACAGCAAAGAAGUAUGAACCUUUGGCAAUCCUUAUUAUAACGUAUAGACAGUGCUGGGAUAUGCUAGUGCCACUUCAACAUUCAGCAGCGACUCUUGAUAGCUCUGAGAGUCUCUGAGUAGAUGGCCCACUCUUCAUGAGCCACAGGCCAUACACUUUCAUUUCAGACGUCAAACCAUAAGGCAGUGAUGGCGAACCUUUUAGAGACCGAGUGCCCAAACUGCAACCCAAAACCCACUUAUGCAAUGCCAGGUGCCGGGUGGAUGUGGCUCAUCAGGUGGGUGUGGCCCAUUGGG